Messenger RNA from Gilbertella persicaria, 1381 nucleotides. RefSeq lists its product as uncharacterized. The transcript has 3 exons. NCBI's taxonomy places the organism in Eukaryota, Fungi, Mucoromycota, Mucoromycetes, Mucorales, Choanephoraceae. The coding region runs from base 291 to 1307 and encodes 338 amino acids. The record is from RefSeq and is a predicted model, not a curated record.
AGUACUUUACUUUAUCAAUACACAGACACAGACGUCACCGCCUUCUAGAACAGCUUUCCAGUAAUCUCAUUGGUUGAAACCUUUUCUAGAAUUACGUGAUCAUUACUGCCGAAACUAAAGAAGUUAUCAACAAUAUCUUGGAAGAAAAGAAGAGUGAAGAUCUGCCCGCCUUCCUUGAGGAAAAGAAAGAAAUAAUUGAAGCUCUUGAGUCCUAUGAUAGUAAUGAAGUCCCCACAUUGCUUGACAAGUUGAGUCUUAGCCUUCUUAAGAAAUACGAUGACUUGGGUUGUAUGGAACAGGAUAUCUUGAAGCUUUCUCUGUCAAGAAUUAUAGAUUUGGUUGAUGAAGAUAUUGCUGAAUAUUUCAAGCAGCAUAUUCCUGUACAUCAUUUUGGCAUGUGGUCAAACCUAAAAACAGAUAACGAACUUACUGAAGAAGAACAAGCCAAGCUCAAAAAAAUUGCUCAAGAUUUUGUCCAACGUGUUCAAAGUAACUUGAAAGCAGCAAGAAAGUAUAUACUUUUGAAAAGAGUUGAUUAUGAAGAAGAACAAGAAUGCUCCUUGGAGGCAAAGGCCUAUGAAAUUAUCGACAAUAUUAACACUUUGAUGAAAGACAACAACAACAAUCAUGUCCAAGAAGCCGAUCAUGUUGCUUUUGUAAAACAAUUGUUUCGAAUCGUAUUUCGUGACGCAAACUUAAAGAUAGCAAUUGGAGAAACUGUAGCAGCAGUAACAAAACCAUUCAUAACAUACAAUGAGAGCAGCUUCUCAAAUUCCAAGGACAGUAUUUUUAUCUCUAAAUCGACUUCAUUUCGUCUUGCUCAUACUUCUUCUUCAAGAAAAAAAAGCUACACUGGACGAAAAAUUGAUCUCAAGAUUAUUGGUGACGAUGACCAGGAGCUCUCUUUCUGGGAGUUUAAGACAAGAAACGCAAACCAGAAGUCUCUGCAACAUCAAGAAUCAAAGACGUUGAGAUUAACGCAAUGUCUUCAAAAAUCACUGAAGUCUGCCUUCGAUUUGAAAAAGGACAUUAUGUCUAUUACUUGGUCUGGCUGGUCGGGCACAGUUUGCCAACUGUAUGAAAAAGAAGACUUUUAUGUGGCAAAAAAGGUAGCUACUUUGGCCAUACCAUAUGAUCAAAGACUAAUUCAAACAAAAUUGGAGAGCUUCCUUCUCUUCAUCUUCGAAAUCAAGGCGUCCUUGCGUUCCUUAAAUAAUGCAAUUUUUUUGGAAUCUAGUACGAAAACAACCAAGAGAAAGACAUAUGAUGACAUGCCUCACAUUAUGCUUUCACCAAAGCGUGUCUAAUAAGAAAUUUGUAUAUUUGUCUUAUUUGCUUUAUUCCUAAAGAAGAAAUAAUCACUCAUUUUGUACGGACUUCU